AUGGCGCUAAAUGAGACGGAGACAGUUUCUUUAAGGGAAGACAUCCUGCGUUUGAAAGAUAAACUUGCGAGGGACCAGAGUGCCAGACAUUGCAGUGGACAAACUACAGAUCAGGCUAGAGUCAUCAAAGGGACAGAGGUAGAGCCAAAUUUGAGUGAUUCUGUUGAUGGAGUCCAUCGGAUGAGUAUUGUGUCCAAUAGGUUCAACUAUGAUUUGAAAAGGAUCCAACUCUAUAACGAAGACACCGGUGAGUACGAACCAAGCCUAGUGUACAUCAAUAACAGCUUAAGUUCCCAUUUGCAUGACAGAAUUCAGCAGGAGGUAGAUGAGGAAUUUGGAUCAGAAAACGGCGACUACGACCACAUGGUGGAAAAUUCAGACAAUAAUGAAGAUCAUGAAUUUAAUGAUGUGCUCAAGGAGAUAAGGCUGGAUCAAAUCCUAAGACCGAUUUCAAAGCCAUCAGAUGUGGUGGAGAAUAAGGCAAUUAAGAGGAUUUUCCAAGAGCCCUUCUUGGAGAGACUAUCCAACGAAACCAUCAAAAUAAUCGAAAGAGAGCAAGAGCUUGACAAUAUGCUCAACAAAACCAUGGAUAUUUUUCUACAUGACGACGCAGACCAUUAUGCUGCAGAUAAUCUAGGACUUCCUGAUUAUAACCACUUUUUGGACCUUGAUGCAAACCCGCCAAAUGGACAAACUCAUCAAGAAUUACCACAUGGUGAUCCAUUUUUUCAGCUUGCAAAAUACGAUUCAGACCCUGGAUUUGAGGGAAUAGAAAAAGAUGAAAUUGAAGAGACCAGACAGCUUCUCCAGAUUGCAUUACAAAGGAAUGAAGAAUAUGUGAGGUCUUUAUCUGAGAUUCGCUUGGGAUUCUUACGGGCAAAUAACUACAAGGAAGAAGUUUUCAAAUGGUGUAAAGAAAUGUAUGAUAAUGAGAAAAAAGAAAACUCAACUUGA
Messenger RNA from Pichia kudriavzevii, 954 nucleotides. RefSeq lists its product as uncharacterized. Gene Ontology annotation, biological process: negative regulation of silent mating-type cassette heterochromatin formation; negative regulation of rDNA heterochromatin formation. Gene Ontology annotation, cellular component: cytosol; Rpd3L complex. The transcript has a single exon. The record is from RefSeq and is a predicted model, not a curated record. NCBI's taxonomy places the organism in Eukaryota, Fungi, Ascomycota, Pichiomycetes, Pichiales, Pichiaceae. Bases 1 to 954 code for a protein of 317 amino acids.